Molecule: messenger RNA, 5856 nt
Organism: Contarinia nasturtii (swede midge)
Lineage: Eukaryota; Metazoa; Arthropoda; Insecta; Diptera; Cecidomyiidae
Gene: yl
Product: putative vitellogenin receptor
Exons: 15
Coding region: 202-5586 (1794 amino acids)
Molecular function (GO): calcium ion binding; protein binding
Source: RefSeq, a predicted model, not a curated record
UUCACUUUGUGUAUCGACAUCUCAUAGUUCACACGUUCAGUUUCCAGUGCGUUUUGUAUAUUUUGCGUAUUUCAUUUGUAUAUUUAGAUUUUUUUUUAUUGUAAAUAUUCGGUCUAUUUGCAUGUUAGAAUCGAAUUAUCUCGUACGUGAACCGGCCAAAGAGAAUCAACAAAAUUCAGCAUAAAUUAGUGGCGAAUAAAAAUGGAUUGGCAUCAGAUACUUUUCUGCUCGCUAGUGGUUUUCGCUUGGCUUAACGGAUGUUCUUCGGAGUCAUGUACUAAUGAUUCAGAUUUCAUGUGUCGGACCGGCCAGAAAUGCAUCGAUAAAUCUAAAAUUUGCGACAAAACUAAGGACUGCGAUGACGGUUCCGAUGAAGAAAACUGCGAUUGUAAGGAACCGGACUGGUAUUUAUGUAAAGACAACACAACCUGCAUAGAUCAUUUUAAACGCUGCGAUGGACAUUAUGACUGUCCAUACGACGAUGAUGAGCAGAAUUGUGACCACUAUGUGUCACAUCACGAAGUAACUGAAUGUACAAAGGAUGAAUUCAAAUGCGGUGACGGUAUCUGUUUGCCGCUCGAAUUGGUUUGCGAUGGUAUAAAACAAUGUUUCGAUGGAAGCGAUGAGAGUUCUGGCUGUGCAACAUUGUCACAGAAGUGUACCGGAUUUUUAUGUAAAAAUGGACAUUGCCUGACAGACCGAGACUGGGUUUGUGAUAGGGUAAAUGAUUGUGGUGACAACAGCGAUGAAGCAAAUUGCACAUACGAUUGUACACCGCAAAACAACCGAUUUUUAUGUGGCCAAAACGAUACCUGUAUUUCGCUAGACAAAGUAUGCGAUGGCAAAAAAGAUUGCAGUAAUGGUAACGAUGAGAGCGAUGAAUGUGUAAAACUCAAAUCGGCUCGGAAUUGCACAAAAUCGUGUGCGCCAAACGGACGCUGUCAUAAUUUUCCAAAUGGACCGCAGUGUAUUUGCCCCAAUGGAUAUCAAUUCAACGAGGAUAAAGAACAAUGCGAGGACGUUAACGAAUGCUUGGAAUUUGGUAAAUGUUCGCAAGGUUGUGUCAAUACAUUUGGAUCGUUUAAAUGUGCAUGUGCACCGGGUUUCAGAUUGGAGAGAGACAAUCGAACAUGUUCAGUAUUUAGAGUUACAGACCCAAUCCUGCUCUAUGCCGCUAGUAAGUCGGUUAAUUGGAUCCAAUUACGUGGUGCAACAAAACAUUUGAAAAGAGUCGCCGAAAAAUUGAAUCAAGUCAUUGGCGUCUGCUAUGAUGGAAAAUAUGUUUAUUGGACGGACAUUUCUGUACAAGUAGAGAGCAUAAUGAAGGCAAAGAAGGAUGGCAGUGAUUUACAGACUCUGUUCACAGCCGGUUUGAGUAAACCCGAAGAUGUUGCUGUCGAUUUUGUCACUGGUAAUAUUUACUUCACCGACAACGACUAUCAACACGUUGCGGUAUGUUCGAAUGAUGCUCGUUACUGCAAAGCCAUCGUUACACAGAAUGUACAUCGGCCGCGUGGAAUUGCCUUGCAUCCACAAAAAGGUAAAAUGUAUUGGAGCGAUUGGGGUCUAACUCCAAUGAUUGCCGUCGCAUCAAUGGAUGGAAGUAACAUGCAGCCAUUGAUAACUGAAGAUAUUACGUGGCCAAAUGGCCUGGCGCUCGAUUGGCCGAAUAACCGACUCUAUUGGGUGGAUGCAAAAUCUCGAUCGAUUGAAAAUUGUCGACUCGAUGGAAGUGAUCGAAGACAAGUAAUCAAACAAGUGUCAAAGCACCCGUAUGGUAUUGCUGUUUUCCAAGAUUCGUUAUACUGGUCUGAUUGGGAUUCGAAAAGCAUUCAAUCGUGUAACAAAUUCACGGGCAAAAACCGAACAACAAUCAUUCGAGAUAAUCUAAUCUAUGAUAUUCAUAUUUAUCAUCCAGCGAUGCAAAAUUUCAGCAAAAAUCCGUGCAUUGAAAGUGGAUGUAGUCAUUUAUGUUUGCUCAAUGAAAAUGAUUCGUAUACAUGUGAUUGUCCAAAAUUUAUGGAAUUAACAGCCGAUAAACACAAAUGUCGAACGACUGACAAGCAAAAGGCCAUUUUAAUGGCCAUUGGAAAUCGUUUAGUUAUAUUCGAGCAUCAAUCAUUUGGCAAACAUGAAGACGGCGAGGGAAAAACAUUACCAUAUCAAGUUGAUAAAAUGACAUUCAAUUCGAUCACCGGCGAUGUCAUUGUAGCUGAUAACAAACGCAAAGUUAUCAUACAAGUGAGCCUGGAAAACUAUGCUACAAAAGUGCUGAUGAGUGAAAGCAUUAAUAACGUAACCGCAUUGUCAUUCGAUGAACUGGCCAACAAUUUAUAUUGGACGGACGCCGAACGCAGUACAAUUGAAGUAUAUUCAUUUAAUACUCGACAACGUGCUGUGGUGCAACAUUUCAUGGGAUCCGAGACUCCAAUUGCACUGGCUGCGAUUACAGAAAUCGGAAAAUUAUACGUAGCACUCCGAUCAUUCGCUCAUACACACAUUGAUCAACUAUCGCCAAAUGGUAGAGGUCCGCACUUUCAUAUGCUUGAAGAAGAAUUGGGAAAUGGGCCCAUUUCAAUGGUAGUUGAUUACGAACUAAAAGAAAUCUUUUGGACCGACUAUGCUCAAUCGAAAAUCUCAUACACUGAUUUUCAUGGUGAAACGCAUCAUACAUUUUUGUACGAUGUCAAUCAUCCAGUGUCGUUGGCUAUUAUCGGAGAUGAUAUAUUCUGGUCAACGAGUAAAUCAAUCAAAUUAAAUUGGACGCCAAAGCAUAGCUAUGUGGGUACGAAGAGCAUGCAUAUUGAGCAUCCGUUUACAACAUCCACGGCGGCCGAUAUAGAAUUGUUGACAAUUUCACCAGUUACUACUCAUUCAAAACAUCCAUGUAAUGAAGGCGUUUGUUCGCACAUUUGCAUUGCAAUGGGUAAAACAGUAUAUUCCUGUUUAUGUCCAGCGGGCACAGUAUUCAAAAAUGCACACAAUUCUACGUGCGUUCCACACACUGAGUGCUUUUUCCGUUGCGGAUCUGGUGAAUGUGUCACAGAAGAGCAGCGAUGUAAUGGCGUUAAAAAUUGCUUGGACUUUAGCGACGAAGAAGAUUGUCAAGAACGGCAGAAGUUUGUCACUUGCGAACCGAAUCAAUUCACAUGUCUCGACAGAAUGAAGUGCAUUGACCGCGAAAAUAGAUGCGAUAAAAAUAUCGACUGUGAUGACGGUUCCGAUGAAAAGGACUGUAAGGAUUACAUCAAAGAAACCAAAUGUCACAAGAAUCAAUUUCUAUGUUCCAACGGACAUUGCAUCGAUUCGAAUGCUUUAUGCGAUGGUUUCAAGGACUGUUCAUCUGGCGAAGAUGAGCUUGCAUCCAAUUGCCGAAAUUCGGAAAGUCGAACAUGCAAUGCGAACGAAUUCAAGUGCUCCAAUAACCAGUGCAUUCCAAACGCCUGGCUGUGUGAUGGUAGUCUCGAUUGCUCAAAUGAUGAAGAAAAUUGCGUUUCCGAGGAGUGCGCCGAAAAUAUGAUGCGAUGUGAGCACGGAACCUGCAUUUCCAAAGCGCUUUGGUGUAAUGGCGACAAUGACUGCGGAGAUUUCUCUGAUGAAAUCAAUUGUGCAGAAUGGUUUCAUUCGGAACGGGUUGAAGUUGAGUGUGGUGAUGGCGAUAGCAAGCUGUUCCAGUGCAAAAGUAACAAAACAAUUUGCUUGGACAUGGAGAAACGAUGCAAUGGCUACACUGACUGUCCAAAAGGCGAAGAUGAAAUGGACUGCAAAGAUUGCACCGUAGACGAAUUCAAAUGUGCCGAUAGCGGCCAGUGUGUACUUCAGAGCUGGCGGUGUGAUGGCGUGAAAGAUUGUAAAGAUGCAAGUGACGAAAAGAAUUGCAAUUCAACCAGUCAUCUCUAUCAUAGUCAUCACUACCAUGCGAGAUGCACUGAAUCUGAAUUCAAGUGCAAAAACGGAGAGUAUCCUUUGUGUGUCGAUUGGGAUCGUGUGUGCAAUGGCGAUAAAGAUUGUUCGGACGGAUCGGACGAAGGCCUCAAUUGUGAGUCAUCGUGCCGAAAUUCGCCAUGCCAACACCUAUGUAAUAAAUCACCAAAUGGUCCGGUUUGUGCGUGUCGCGAUGGAUUUGCAUUAGAUUCGGACAAAAAAUCAUGCAUCGACAUAAAUGAGUGUGCAAACAGUACAUUGCCGUGCGCACAAAAGUGUGAAAAUACAAUUGGCAGUUAUCGUUGUUCGUGUUUCCGUGGUUUUCAACUGAGCGCCGACAAAAUUUCAUGCAAGUCGAUCGAAAGCAAAUCAUUCAUGUUCUAUUCGUCGUAUGACACCAUUUACCGGAUGGGUACGCAUCUAACGACCGCGAUAUCAACAAAUGAUUCAAAAAUAAUUGGAAUGGGCAUGAAUUUCGAUAAACAGUUGCUCUAUUUUACGAUUGAAGACAGUGAGGCACUGUACGAAUUCAAUUGGACUGAUUCGCGAAUGAAUUCAGUGAAAAAUAUUGGUAUACCAACUAAAGUGGCCGUCGAUUGGAUCACAGAUAAUGUGUAUUUCAUCGAUAAGUCUGUGGCAAUCAAAGUGUGUCACAUGGAAGAACGCAAUUGUAUCACAUUGAUUGAGAUGAAAUCCGGCGGACACAUCAAAUCUCUCGAUAUUGAUGCACUUCAUCAGAGUCUAUUCUAUGUAACCGUGAAAAAACCCGAAUUCGAUACACUGAAGAGUACAGUCAUCGCUCACAAAUUGGACGGCAACCGAAUACAAGUAUUAAGCGAGGAUUCAUUUUUUGUGUCAGCACUUACAUCCGAUUUUUACACCGAACGUGUAUACUAUGUCAGCUUUGAUACACGGUCAAUUUGGUCCGUGAAAUACGAUGGUACGGGCAAACAACUGAUGAUUACACGAAACGAGUUCAUAACACGACCCAUCGGAAUCAAUCUGUUUGAAAGUCAUGCCUAUGUAUCGAAUGCUGAUUCAAAAAUCCUUGCCAAAUGUGCACUAUAUGGUGAUAGAGUAUGUAAACCGCUUGGGUUGAACGUCAAUCAAGCGGAUAAUCUAGUAAUCGUACAAAAAUCGCGACAAAAAUCCACCGAAAAUUCGUGUACAAACCAUAAAUGCAAUACGAUUUGUGUACCAACCGAUUUGGGCCGGAAAUGCAUCUGUGACUAUGGCCAAACGAUUGCGGAAAGCAGCGAAUGCAAUAGAGUGGGAGCACAACAAAACCAACCGAUUUUCCAUCAACACACCACUGGAGACAGGUCGAACGGUGGCCGUAUAACGAAAAUGGUGCUAGGCACUCUUUCCAUUAUCAUGGUACUGUUGCUGGUUGUGAUGGGAGCAUUGUUCAUUUACAAGCGUUUAUAUGGGAAACAGAACAUAAACAUAAGCAUGCAUUUCGAGAAUUCGCGAUCGGCUAUUGAUGCAGCGCGUGUGAAAAUGUCCAAACUCAAUGAAAUCAUGAUUCAUCGAAGGGGCAAUAAAAACAACAAUCAAACGACCACGGCCAAACAAUCGACUGUCGUCGAAGAACAGGAAAUCAGCGGUUUUACUAAUUUUUCGGAUACCACGCUCGACGAUACACAGAGAUUAUUGAUAUAAGUAAUGUAUUCAGUUUUUCUUUUCAACGAAACUGUCAAACAUUGUAAAUAGAAUAAUUUUCUGUAUUUUGUCGAUGAUAGUUGUAUUUAAAAAAAAAAAAAAUUUGGCUAUUUGUUUAAGCCGUUUAAGUUUUAUAUAUUGUAUUCAAUACGCAGAGAAUAAUAUGAUAUUGUGGAAUACAAAUCAUUUACCUAUAAAAAUGCUGGCAUUACUUAAGAAAAGUCAUCAUUAAAUUGUGAUAAAAGUAGGGUUUUUGUAAACAGUAGAAAU